Messenger RNA from Vitis riparia (riverbank grape), 1430 nucleotides. RefSeq lists its product as uncharacterized. Bases 9 to 1430 code for a protein of 473 amino acids. The record is from RefSeq and is a predicted model, not a curated record. The transcript has 6 exons. Lineage: Eukaryota; Viridiplantae; Streptophyta; Magnoliopsida; Vitales; Vitaceae.
GGCAGACUAUGGUAAUGGCAAAAGACAGAGAUAUGCUUAAGGAUGGUGGUGUGGGAUCUGAUCUGGUUGAAGAAAAGAUUCGCAGACUGCCUGCUGGAGGUGAGGGUUGGGACAAAAAAAUGAAAAGGAAACGAUCAGUAGGUGCUGUUUUUACCAGACCCAUGGAUAGUGAUGGAGAGUUAAAACGAGCGAUGCAUCAUAAGCUUAACAAUGAAACCGGUCUGCUAGCUGGUGAUGCUCAGGGUAUCAGAUCAGGAUCUUCUAAUGGUAGUAGUGGUGCUAACAAGUUAGAUGGUACAUCCUUGUCUGCCAGUUCAAAUGCCCGUGUGACACAGAAGACUGAACUGGAAAAGGCCUCUCUCUCAAGGGAUCACACAGCUGGAUUGAAUAAGGAAAGGCUUGUAGCAAAAGGAAGCAAUAAGUUAAAUAUCCGCGAGGACAAUAAUGUAGUCACUCCUAGCCCAAUAAUAAAAGGAAAGGCUUCAAGGGGACCACGAACUGGCCCUGUGGUGGCAAAUUCAUCUCUUAAUUUUCCUCGCACAUCUGGAGCACUGGAAGGCUGGGAACAGUCUCCAGGUGUAAACAAAAUCCAUUCAAUAGGUGCAACUAAUAAUCGCAAGCGUCCUAUGCCCACAGGAUCAUCCUCUCCCCCCAUGGCUCAGUGGGGAGGUCAGAGACCACAAAAAAUCUCUCGCACUAGGAGAGCAAAUCUUGUCUCUCCUGUCUCAAACCAUGAUGAAGUGCAAAUAUCAUCCGAAGGCUGCACUCCUGAUUUUGGCGCUAGAAUGGCUUCCACUGGGAACAGUGGGUCGCUUCUUGCCAGGGGUGUGGGUAAUGGCUCUCAACAUGGUAAAAUGAAACUCGAAAAUGUUUCUUCUCCCGCCAGAUUAUCUGAAAGUGAAGAAUCUGGUGCUGGUGAAAACAGAUCAAAGGAAAAAGGAAUGGGCAGUUGUGAAGCAGAGGAAAGAUCUGUAAAUGGAAUUCAGAAUGUUGGGCCUUCAGUGUUGCUUGCAAAGAAGAACAAAAUUCUAAUUAGGGAAGAAAUCGGAGAUGGUGUGCGGAGACAAGGACGAAGUGGAAGGGGCUCGGCAUUUUCUAGGGCUAGCAUAUCACCAAUGAGGGAAAAGUUUGAGAAUCCAACUACAACAAAACCACUUCGAAGUGCAAGGCCUGGUUCUGAUAAGAAUGGAAGCAAGUCAGGCCGUCCUCCUCUUAAAAAACAGUCAGAUCGAAAGGCACUUACACGUAUAGGGCAAACUCCAAAUAGUGGUUCUCCGGAUUUCACAGGUGAUUCAGAUGAUGAUCGUGAAGAACUACUAGCAGCUGCAAAAUUCACUGGUGAUGCUAACUAUCUUGCCUGCUCUGGUUCAUUCUGGAAAAAAUGGAACCUUUUUUCGCUUCUGUCAACUUGGAGGACACAUCCUAUUUGA